Thrips palmi is the source of this 1957-nucleotide messenger RNA. RefSeq names its product putative beta-glucosidase 6. The transcript is spliced from 12 exons. Gene Ontology annotation, biological process: carbohydrate metabolic process. The record is from RefSeq and is a predicted model, not a curated record. Lineage: Eukaryota; Metazoa; Arthropoda; Insecta; Thysanoptera; Thripidae. Bases 141 to 1877 code for a protein of 578 amino acids. Gene Ontology annotation, molecular function: beta-glucosidase activity.
AGGCGUGAGGCGCCGUUAUCUACGCCGAUCGGACGCUGCACCACUAUAAAUCGAAACAAUCAGCGUACUCGACACACUGUUAGCCGGGCACCGCAGCAGGAGCCUCCCCAAACCAGCCUCCGUCGGACUCCAGAGCGAUCAUGUUGCGCGCCGUUUUGUUGGCGGCGCUGUUGGCGGCCGCCGCCGCGAACGUCGUCAGGGUCGCCGACAGGGACGACCUGGUCGCCGACGUGGCCGACGUGGCCGACGAGGACGCCGACCGCUACCGGGUGCCCGACGGCAUGCUGUGGGGCGCCGGCGUCUCGGCGCUGCAGACCGAGGGGGCGUGGGACGCCGAUGGCAAGGCGGAGAGUGUGGCAGACCACGUGAUCUUCAAGGGCAACCUGCCCACCUACACGGUGAACCACGCCAUUGCCGCCGACUCCUACCACCGCUUCAAGGAGGAUGUCGCCGCGGCCAAGCAGCUCAAGCUCAAGAUGUACAAGUUCUCCAUCUCGUGGGCGCGCGUGCUGCCGGAGGCGAACGCCCUGAAGCCGAACCCCGCGGGCGUCCAGUUCUACCACAACCUCAUCGACGAGAUCAUCAAAGCCGGCAUGACCCCGGUGGUGACCAUGUACCACUUCGACCACCCGCAAAUCCUCGAGGACCAGUUCAAGGGCUGGCAGUCGCGCGAGAUGGUGUACAAGUUCGCCGAGUACAGCAAGUUCAUCUUCGACGAGUACGCCAGCAAGGUGCCCAUCUUCGUGACCAUCAACGAGCCCAACAUGUACUGCGCCUACUUCACGGCGCAGUUCGUGGCGGCGGGCUUCCGCACGGAGGCCGAGGUGGACCCCUACCAGUGCAUCCACAACAACAUCCUGGCGCACCAGGCCGCCUACCAGUUCUACCAGCAGGGCGUGAAGGCCGGCAAAUGGAACGGUAAGGUCGGCUACUCCACCCUGCUGAUGCAGACCAACCCCGCGACCUCGAACCCCGAGGACGUGUACGCCACCGACAUCUUCAACCAGCUGCACGCCGGCACAUCGCUCGCCCCCGUCGUCUACGGCGACUACCCCCAGUCCAUCAAGACCCUGCUCGGCGACAAGCUGCCCAAGUUCACGGACGUGGAGAAGAGGGAUCUCGUAGACUCCACCGACUUCAUCGGCCUCAACAUCUACUUCAGCUUGUCGGCCUCGUACAACAGGUUCAUGAACUCGACGUCGAGUGGCGUCAUGAGCAUGGUGCUGGGGCAGAUGACCAACGACAUCCCCUUCAUCGACGUCGCCAUGAACGUCCCUGGCGGCGGGAGCCCCAUGGCCGCCUUCACCACGAUCAACCCCAGCACCAUCCGGGACGCGCUGCUGUGGACCUGGAAGUCGUACCAGAAGCCGAUCGUCAUCACCGAGAACGGCUACGGCGACAUGAUGGGCAUGGGCCUGCACGACAAGACUCGCGCGGCGUACUUCAGCGCCUACCUGCGGUCCCUCGUGACGACCGUCAAGGACUACGGCGUCCAAGUGCUGGCCUACAGUGCCUGGAGCCUGCUCGACUCCUUCGAGUUCUCCGGCGGAUACUCGCGGCCCUUCGGACUCGUGCACAUAGACUACGAGGGCCAAACCCUCGACCGCGCCAUCAAGGACUCGUCCUCGUUCUGGACGCAGCUGGCGGAGACGAACGUGGUGCCCUACGUGGAGAACCCCGCCGACGCCUCCACCACGGCCGCGCCCACCAAGCCGCCCACCAAGCCGCCGACCAACCCGCCGACCACCGACCGCACGACCCCCAAGUCCGGGACGACCCAGGCUCCAGUGUCCACCACCCAACGCAACAGUGCAGCCACCGCCACCGUCACCGCCCUGCCCCUGGCGCUGCUGGCUUGGCUGCUGCUGGCCAGAUAAACACAAACCCCCUUUUGAAGCGCUCGCCAAAUCAUUUUAUUUAUUUCCUCUUUAAAAGCAAUAAACCCUUUACAAACGAA